This is a messenger RNA of Oryzias latipes (Japanese medaka), 2357 nucleotides long. It is a transcript of the gene rhag, whose product is annotated as Rh associated glycoprotein. Gene Ontology annotation, molecular function: ammonium channel activity. Gene Ontology annotation, biological process: ammonium transmembrane transport; ammonium homeostasis. Gene Ontology annotation, cellular component: plasma membrane. The record is from RefSeq and is a predicted model, not a curated record. Lineage: Eukaryota; Metazoa; Chordata; Actinopteri; Beloniformes; Adrianichthyidae.
UUUCCGCCCUUCACAUAGCACAACCUUUCAAAAAAAAAAAAGUGACAUAGGGAGGGACAGACACUCAGAGCGGCUGAGAGAUAAGAAGAACCAGGAUGCCUGCGUACGCCACCAACAUGAGGCUGAAGUUCCCCAUCUUGGCCUUGAUUUUGGAGAUUAUCACCAUCAUUUUGUACGCUGUGUUUGUGACCUAUGAUGAUGGGAAAGGUCACGGACAUGAUGCCAACUCUAAUCAUACCUCCAAUCCUGUGGAGCUCUACCCCAUGUUUCAGGACGUCCACGUCAUGAUCUUCAUCGGUUUUGGGUUCCUGAUGACGUUCCUCAAGAAGUAUGGGUUCAGCAGCGUGGGAAUCAACCUGCUCCUGGCUGCCUUCGGUCUGCAGUGGGGCCUCCUCAUGCAAGGAGUCUGGCACAUGGAUCAUGGCAAGAUUAAAGUCGACGUCUUCAAAAUGAUCAACGCAGACUUCAGCACUGCGACGGUCCUGAUUUCCUUUGGUGCUGUUCUUGGUAAAACCAGCCCUGUGCAGCUUCUCAUAAUGACCAUCCUGGAGAUCACCAUCUUCUCCAUCAACGAGCACCUGGUGGCUAACAUUCUGAGCGCCAAUGAUGUUGGAGCUUCCAUGAUCAUCCAUGCUUUUGGGGCGUACUUCGGCUUGGCCGUGGCCCGAGUUCUGUACCGGCCUGGUUUGAGAAAUGGACAUGAGAACGAUGGAUCUGUCUAUCACUCUGAUCUGUUUGCUAUGAUUGGAACGGUCUUCUUGUGGAUGUUCUGGCCCAGCUUUAACUCAGCCAUUGCCGAACCAGGAUUCGUCCAGCUGACUGCAGUGAUCAACACCUACCUCUCCCUGGCUGCCUGUGUGCUCUCUGCCUACGCCAUCUCCAGCCUUGUGGAGCACAAAGGAAAGCUGGACAUGGUACACAUUCAAAACGCCACACUGGCCGGUGGAGUUGCAGUGGGAACGUGCGCUGACAUGAACAUCCAGCCUUUUGGAGCCAUGCUGAUCGGAGUGGUGGCUGGUAUCAUUUCAACCCUGGGCUUCAAAUAUCUCUCUCCCGUACUGGCAUCUAAACUGGGCAUCCAGGACACCUGCGGGGUCCACAAUCUGCACGGCAUGCCCGGCAUCCUGGGUGGGCUUGCUGGUAUCGUGGCUGUGGCGCUGGGAAAGAAAGAUGGCUCUGCAGCCAUGCAAGCUGCCGCGUUGGCUUCAUCCCUCGGGUUUGCUCUGAUUGGAGGUGCUAUUACAGGUUUAAUAAUGAAGUUGCCUGUCUGGGGACAGCCACCAGACCAGAACUGCUUCGAUGACUCUAUUUACUGGGAGGUGCCCGAGGCGGAUGAGGAGAGCGAUGGCAGCUUGGCUCCUGCAGAUCACUCAAAGAACAAAACUGAAGCUUAAAUACACAAACAACCUCAACCCAGCUGGAAAUUAACAAAUGAGCUAUUUUUCUUUUAGGUCAAACUGUAGAUCUUGAAAUUUUUUAUGCAAUUGAAAAAUUAGCUGUCAAACUUUUAAAUAUUUUUAUGCGAGACAUAUAUACAUGCAGAUUUUUCAAAAUAAAACAAAACUAAAUUAGAAGACGCAGAAGAAUAUGAAAAGACGUUUUACUCCAACAAGAUCACUAUUUUUAUGAGCUAUGCAUAUUUUUUUAUAUAUUAUAAGGAGCAUACAAGCAUCUUUAGGACAAUAAUCUUGUCUUGAAAGUUUUUCAUUAAAAAAAAACAUUUGCAUUUGUAACCAAAAAACUGGGCUUUGCUCUCCAGCUUUGCAUUACCUCACUGGAGCCCAGUCCUUGUGAGUCAGAGUCCAGCAUCAAGACUCUGAGGAGGGCAGCGAUGGUCGCACAAUGAACCCACAAUAAAUGUGUUUCCACUUCUUUGACUUUCCUAUUUUAUGGGGACGCCUGUAUAUCUGAGCGUGACUUUGGGGGUUCCCAGACAAACCAGGUUUUUUUUGUGUGUUUACUACUAGUUUUACAUGUACAUACAGACAGACGACACGGUCAGUUUUAUCAAAGCAAAGAAAUGAAACAUUUAUUUUGAAGUUACACCAUGUGCUUUACAUAUUCUAUGCCUUUUCUGUCUGCCUCUUAAAUUAAACCUUCAACGUUGAAACAAACUCGCUUUCUGUAAAGGACUUUUUUGCGUCAAAGUGCAAAAAAACUGGUUUUGCUUUCAAUCAUAAGUUAAGCUUGAUAAAACUGACUUCAACUAAAGUUAAUCAAAGACAGUAAGGUCGGUCACAUGUGACACCCAGAAAACUGAAGAAAAUGAACAUUUUUGUAUUUUUACACAGCGAACAUGUGCUCCUUUUGUUUAAUAUACUAAUACUGUCAUAAUAAUAAAAGCGUUUUGUACAAUU